ACAGUAUCGCCGGCAAGAACAAGUCAAACACUUCAUCCAGUCCUCCUUAAAAAUCUUGUACCAUGACAUUGUUCUUUCAACUUAAAACCAGAACAUUCUACUUCCUGUUAUAAACCCACACACUUAGCAAAAACUACCUAGGUAGCCAAGGGUGUAUUUACGUUUACUCCCUCCGUUUCAAAAUAAUAGUAAUUCGUCAAAUGUCUGCAGCUCACGAGCUCGCGGCUCCAGAAACACGGACAAUACUUGGUCCUGCAGGGAACAGGGUCAGUGUUUCUGAACAUGAGACUAAUAACAAGAAGGAGAAGACACCGGAGAAGCCGAAGAAGCUGAGUUCUGUUAAGCCAGAGCCUGUUAGAGAUCAUGCUAUUCGGAGUAAAAGUACUGUCAAAAUUUCAAGUGCUGCUGGUGUUACUGUCCUGUCAUCAGCCUCUUGUGUCAAGAAAAAUGGGAAGAAAGAUAAGAAGAGUGAUUGCCAGAGUACUCUGUCGAAUGUCAAGGCGAGAUCGAAAACUGAGAAGCUACCAUCAGUGCCUUCUGUGCCGUUGAAGCAGUGUGAUUGGAUCACUCCAUUCUCUGACCCCAUUUAUGUAUCUUUUCAUGAUCAAGAAUGGGGAGUUCCGGUCCGCGAUGAUCGGAAACUCUUUGAAUUAUUUGUUCUGUCAAUAGCUUUGGCAGAAAUGACUUGGCCUGCAAUUCUUUAUAAGAGAGAUUCAUUCAGGAAGCAUUUUGAUAAUUUCGAUCCAUCCUCCGUGGCCAAAUUCACAGAGGAGAAGUUGCUGUCGAUGAAAGCCAACUGCAGUACUUUGUUAUCUGAACCAAAAAUUCGAGCAGUUGUUGAGAAUGCUAACCAACUACUUAAGCUUCAAGAGGAAUUUGGUUCAUUUAGCAACUAUUGUUGGAAAUUUGUAAACCACAAGCCGAUUCAGAAUGGAAUCCGCUAUGCACGUACAAUACCAGUGAAAACCCCGAAAUCAGAAGCUAUAAGCAAGGAUUUGAUGCGAAGGGGGUUUCGUUGUGUUGGACCUACUGUAGUGUACUCAUUUAUGCAAGUUUCUGGGAUGACUAAUGAUCAUCUUAUUACCUGCUUCAGAUACCAAGAGUGCAAAGAUAUCGCAGAGCUAGGUUUAAAGCCCGAGAUUACAGAGAACAAGGUAUCAGCUGGCUAAGCUUUACAUGAAUGAUGCAAGUAGCUGAAAUUCGACUCGUCUUCAUACACUAAUUAGAGCUGUGCACAAGUGUAGUGACUUGUCAGGAGUUCUUGUUAGAGCUGGUAGUUGUGUUCCUGGUAUGGUGUUGUAUCGUGUACUAACCGCAUACUGUACAAAAAUGUCGAUAAUUUGGAUGAUAGUGUGACUUUGUAAUAUGAUCUGUGUGAUUCUGAUUUUAUAGUAAAAUUAAUGUACUAUUAUGAUCGGCUCAACAA
Daucus carota subsp. sativus is the source of this 1426-nucleotide messenger RNA. RefSeq lists its product as uncharacterized. Lineage: Eukaryota; Viridiplantae; Streptophyta; Magnoliopsida; Apiales; Apiaceae. The coding region runs from base 201 to 1169 and encodes 322 amino acids. Gene Ontology annotation, biological process: base-excision repair. The record is from RefSeq and is a predicted model, not a curated record. Gene Ontology annotation, molecular function: DNA-3-methyladenine glycosylase activity. The transcript is spliced from 3 exons.